This is a messenger RNA of Xyrichtys novacula (pearly razorfish), 8399 nucleotides long. Lineage: Eukaryota; Metazoa; Chordata; Actinopteri; Labriformes; Labridae. The record is from the annotation of a GenBank genome assembly.
GUGCGCCCUCAUGCUCUUUACGUCAUCAAGCUGCGACGACUAUUAACUUAACCAAAACAGUCAAACUGCAUCGUUAGACUUGGACGACUUUUAGGUGCGUUGUGGUUUUCAAUGAUUUUCGGUGUCAUUUAAAUGUCCGUCUCUUUGUCUCUCCUUCUCCCCUCCUGUCUAUCUCUGUCUUUGUACUCUUAUCAGCUUUCUGUUGAGCUGACCGCAGUGUUUGAAUAGGAGGGAACUGUAUUAUCAUUCAGAUUUUACUGCCGGAGGGGAAGUUACUGUGGUCACACCACCUGUGCCCCUGUCUUUAUUUUUGUCCUUCUCAAUUUGCCUUAAAUCUGUUCUGCUACCUUGUUAUUUUAGGCUCUUGGCUCAGUCUCUGUUCUGAACUGUUUAGCUGAAUAGUUUUGUUUUGGUUAAAUGAUCCCAAACAGCAAUAUGUACAUUGAAGACAGUAUUAAAAACAUCAAGUGUGUUUGUUGACCUCAUUGUACACCUCGUCUAUACACGGUUGAUGUUGAGUAGUCUUUUAACAGUUCAGUACAACCACACCACCCAACUUAAAGUCUUGUCGACAGUUACAUCAUUGAUUAAAAACGGUAAAAAAAGGAAAAAGAAUAUAAUAAUGAUGAUAAUAAUAAUAAUAAUAAUGAUAAUAAUGAGAAGAAAAAAAGUGCAGUGCACAGUAAAAAUGGUUUGCUCAACAGAUCCUGUUGGGAACAUGGUGUUUAUUGCAGACGCCGGCGCAUUUUACAUUCACACUGACUUAAAACAAUAUGUUCAGGGGAUAAAAAUGUGAUGCCAAAAUGAUCACUGCAACUUAAUUACUUUUUUUCCCACUAUUCCAACACUGAGAUGUGUCUGGCAUUGGUUUUAUCUAAAUGAAGUGUUUGGCUGUAGGACUUCAAGCAUCAUCCAAUCACUGGAACAUGCUAAUUAGUGGCCAUCAGACCAGAUUAACGAUGUUGUGUGGAGGCAUAUAGCCAAUUGAGUUGAAUAAAAUGUGGAUUUUAUGUAAAACACUCAAAAAAUGGGACAGAUUUCACAGUUUCAAUAUGGAUCAUAGAUGCAAAUCUACCCCAUUUUUGAGUGUUUUACAUAAAAUCCACAUUUAAUUUAAUUCAACAGGCAUAUCAAAACCGUUUUUACAAAAUACUCUUCAUGUGUGUCACUGUUAUUAAUUGUGUCGUUGCUAUUCCUUGUGUUUAGUCUGUAAGUGGGUAUUUAUUUAUUUUUUGAUGUGCAAAAAAUCAGAUAAGGAAUAAGGAUAAGGAUAAGGAAUUUUGGGGUCAUUGGUAAGACUUGCCCAACUCCAACCUGAGUAAUUUUUUUUCUGCAUAUAUACAGUAUAUUAUCAUUUAUUUGUGUAAUGCUGAAUCUCUUUUUUGUCUGCUCAUGUCAUCAGGUGUGUGAGGUUAUGAGCAGUCCAAUGGCUGGCUCUGCUGCCUCCAGUUCCAAAGACCGUCCUGUGUCCAGGACCAGUUUUAUUCCUGAGCUACAGAGCAUGAUGUGAGACACACACACACACACACACACACACACACACACACACACACACACACACACACACACACACACACACACACACACAAACAUAGACGCACAGGGUGACUCACCCCAGUACAACAUGGGGCUGGAACUGCCAAACAGACUGUUUGAAGCCAUUGAAACCUGUCAAACAAAUGAACAAUCAAACUGGGAAAUAUUUUGGUUAAUGAUUAUUUUGCAAAAGCUUAACUGCCAGGAUAGAAAACCUGAAAAACACGGUUGACUUGGAAAUGGAUUGAAUGGAUUGCAGCUGAUAAUGAUUUAUUGAAUGCAUUGUUGAGGCUGACUUUAAAAAAAUGAAUACUAAAUGAGUUUUCCAACGACUUAAUUACAAAAAAAAAAUAAUAGUAAAAAAAAACAAAAAAACACAUGGCAGGCAGUAGGACAAAAAAUGUAUAUAAAGUCUUCAAAUAAAACUAUUAUCCUUUUUUAUCCUUAACUGUACAGCAGCUUCCAUGCAGCUCAUCAUUUGCUAAAUGAGAUAGAUUUCAUCAUCAGUAGUUUUUAAGACAAUCCUUCAAUCAGUUACAAAGUUCUAAGGAAAACUAAGACUAAUAUGGAUUUGUUAUUUUUUCCAGUCAACAUUAAACACACUGAACACAGCUGUUUUUUCUUUUUGUUGCUGUGUUUUUCAUACAAAAAGAUGUAGACGCCAUUUUAAGCAUUCAUAUUUUUCUUUUUUAUGCAUAUCUGGCAUUUUCAUCAACAUCAUUAAGUCAUAUUUGCUGCCCUACCUUGUGGUAAAUAUUACUCUGAAAAUAACAUUUAGUCUAUCAAAAAUAUAAUUAACAAUUUCUGGAAGAAGACUUCCAGACUCUUCAAAAAGAAAAAGAACAUCAGAUAUAAAUAUUUGUAGUUCAUAAAAUGAGCAAAGGUAAGCUGAUCAUGUUUAUUAUUAAAUAGAAAAAAGCUUUAGGUAAUUUUUUUUUUUUCUGCCUUUGAUCAGAUCUUUCUGCAGGGCUGUUGAGAAGUUGCCUGGCCUGUCACUGGUAUGAUUGAUAGAGUGUGUGUGUGUGUGUGUGUGUGUGUGUGUGUGUGUGUGUGUGUGUGUGUGUGUGUGUGUGUGUGUGUGUGUGUGUGUGUGUGUGUGUGUGUUUUGGGGGUACUCACCUUUUGUUGUGUGUGUGUGAGCUGCAGAGAUGCUGUAGGUGGUCAGAGAGGCUAAAACCCAAAUAAACCCCAAAACCGAAAACCAAGGCUCAGACUGAAGCCAACCUGCCCACAAUCCCCAAAAACCAAAGCUGAACUCACCUGUGUGAUUGACGGUUUCAAGCAGCCAAUCAGAAUUCAUAAUGGGGGACGGGGUUGUCUGAAAAAGGAUCAGAUGUAAAGACACAGGUAAUGAGGAGAAAUGAGAGAAGGAACAUGUGUCAGGAUGUGGGUUAGUCUGCCAUCGUGGAAGUGGCUUCUCUGGAUGCAAAUUGAGGUUUGACCAAACUGUGGUCAAAGUGUGUAUUAGUCUGUAGCCUGUGGACCUCAAUGUGUGUGUGUUUAUGUGUGAGGUGGACUUGUAUGUAGGUGGUGAGUUUGUGUCCAUGUGAAGAGCAGGAGAGUUGUUUCUUGUGUGUUUUAUAUUCUGAGCUAUGUUUCUGCAACAUUACCUGUUACCAAUGAUACAAAGAUGGUGAUUUCUUCCACAGCCCUCGCAAGCCAAAAGAAUGAAGUUUCUUCCAAAUCAAAGAGAGGACUUUGAUUAUUCACACUGAAAGUAUUGAUCAACUUGUAAAGGUGUACUUAGACCCUUGCAGUCUAACUUGAUCCUUAUACCUUCAGAGUGAACUCUACAGUGCUCUGAGUAAUGUACCUUUUAUGUGUUUUGUGUGCGUCAGGUUUGCUCUGGGAGACGCUCGCAGGCCUCUGCAUGAGACAGCAGCUCUGGUGGAGGACAUAGUGCACACACAGCUUAUAACCAUGGUAACAAAACCAUUACACUCAUCACAGUCACAACAUGUGAGGUUGUGAUUUAAAUGCAGAUGAUGCUCAUCUGGCACAUUUCUUUAGUAAUAAAUUCCUGGUCUCAUUCUUGUGGAGAAGAGUAUAAGUGCUUUUUAUACAAUCAGAUCUUCCAUUAGGAACUUAAAUAGGAAUGAGUGUGCUGCUGCGGAACAGCAGAAGAAAGUAAAAGAACGCGACUCCAAUUUUGUCUUUAUUUACCUCCCUUUCAUCUUCCACUUGCAGAACUGGAUGUUUUAGCAGUGUAGUGAUAGACUAUUGUGAAUUUGGAAGAAAAUAAAUACAAAAUGAAAACAAACUUAAUUUAUUGCUGCACUAGUAUAUUUAAUUUCAUGACACAUCAGAAACCACAAAGGCAGAUAACUCUGCCCCUUGGGUGAGCAGGUCUCAUAAUGAGGUAACACUCACUAAUCUUCUAUAACAACCAGUUCACUUUACAUUAUCUUUCCUAUCACAGCGCCACUUGCCUGUAAAAAUCAAUAACUUCACUAUUAAUAUUGAUUUUAAAAAUUGUUUUGUUCAUUUGAAAAUGUUUAUAUUUCUUCCACUGAUGGUUUGUUUCACUUAGUUUGAGCUGCGUCAAUGGUAAUGACUAACUUUAUAGCCUCUUUAUAGAAGGGGUCAAACUUAUCACAGCUGUAUGAACAGUAAUUGUAAAAUGUUCCUUUUAAAUGAAUACAGAACAAAACACAGCAGUAUCUUAUAACAUGGUCGAUUAACUUCUGGGUCAUCUUUCAUUUUAAAUUUCUCUGAUUCAGCCCACUGUGCUUUGUGUCUUUAACCUCUCCUGCCUUUUCUUCACCAUUGUCAACAAACCAACAUCAUAAUACCCAGACUCAAUUCUGCACAUUGAUAUGAUUGGUCCACUGGAGUCUGAAAUUAGAGCUUCUUCCCCAGCAGUAGUCUGUUCUACAAAGCAACAGUGUGCUAUCAAGAAGUAACACACUGUUGCUAUGGAGUGUUGCUAAGAAGUGAACAAUGAGAAUUUGAGUAUUCUACAUUCUCAUGUAAUAAAUUUCUCUGUGCUAUUUCAACAAAAACUGUUCAUUUUCUAUCAGCUACAUCAGGCCUGUGAGGGUGCAGCUCUCCGGGGGUCGAGGGUCAUUUCAGCCGAGGACAUCCUGUUCCUGAUGAGGAAGGACAAGGUGAAGAAAGCACUGAUAAAAGCCUUCUGAAAAUGUGACAUUUUAGGACCCUUGUGUCUCUAAAAAUGAAGAUGUGAAUUUACAUACAAGUAACACUGUUUGUUGUUGUGUAAAUAGAACUAUAGGUACUGAUUCUCUUCAUCUGUCUUUUCUGUUCUUUCUUUCCUCCUUCCCUUUUCUGUCUUCAUGUUCUAUGACCAGAAAAAGGUGGCAAGGUUAUUAAAAUAUCUUCAGUUCAGGGAUUACAAAUCUAAAUUACUCAAAUGUGUGGAAGAUGAAGACCCUCAGCAGGACACUGGUACAUACACACCCACACACAAACACAUACUUAAGUUAUCAGAUUUUAUUGUUUUUGCCUCACAUGUGUGCAUACCUGCAGCCGCAGGUGGUGUUGCUAGUGGUAACCAGCGGAGGCAGCGAUUGGCUCAAGAUUUUCUUGUGUGGAUGGACCAGACUGGUGACCUCCUGUCAUUAGCUGAGCGACAGGAAAUAGACCCCGUCAAACAGGAACGGAUGGAGGUCAGUUGUCAUCAUGUCUGUGCUGGCCCAGCUCUAUAUAAACAACACAAAAGAGGCACUGAUUAGACAGACAUUAAAGUUCCCUUAAAACUGAUGGUGGUGAUAAUAACGAUGGUUUUAAGCUUGAACCUCUUCCCUUGCUUCUUUAGCGUCUGGAGCGCCAGACUCGAACGAUGGACCAGGCUCAGUACUAUGAGUUCUGUGAGAGUCGACAGCUCAGCUUUGGUAAGACUUUAAUCUGAGGGUAGUAAAAAUUGAUAAAACCCCAGAGCAACAAAGACCGUGUUAAUUUCUUGUUUUCUUAUGUCCACCUCAACGAUUUUUCUGCUUGUGUGAACAUUUUCAGCUAAAAAGGCGUCAAAGUUUCGGGACUGGUUGGACUGCAGCACUUUAGAGCUAAAACCAAACAGCAUUGCUAUGGAGAUCCUGUCAUAUCUGGCCUAUGAAACAGUUGCACAGGUAACAUCUAAUCAUGAUUUCUCAUUUUUUGUGUGUCUGAUUAAAAAUGUUCCCAUGUUAAUUAUAAUAAUAAUAAUAAUAACUUUAUUUGUAUAGCACUUUUUAAAAACAGAGGUUUACAAAGUGAAUGACAAUAGUAGUAAAGCACAACAACGUCAGCACAAGUUCAUAAAGUUCAGUUAAAACAAAGCCUCAGAAAUGAAGGCCAUUUUCAUAAGUCAUAAGUAACCUAGACAAUACAAGAACCAUGCAACAUAAAAUGAGACCAUGUGGACUAAAAUAAAAACAUAAAAUCGGUAGGAAAAAGAAAAUGCAAUAAAAAAUGGUGUUGAAAGCAGAAAACAGGAUAGCAAAUAUAGAAAUACAAAUAUGGCUAAUAUGAAAUCUCUCUUUUUCUGUCUUUCAGAUUGUUGAUCUGUCUCUGUUGGUGAAGCAGGAAAUGACAGCAAAGACAAAUCCCAUCAGUCAUGUGAUCUCUGCUAGCUACAUCCACUACAACACUCACACUGAGGUACACACACACGUACACACACACAUUUGCCAGUGUCAUUUUCUUAGAAUACAUAUUGACAUAUGUUUGGUACCAGAGAUGUGUUUCAGAUAGCCUAACUGCACCUGUUGUCUAUGUUUCUCUCCACUAGGUGAAGAAAGAUCCGGACUCACCUGAGGCCACUCCCCCUUCUACACCAGGCUCCUCCCACUCAUCUAAACCCCUCCUGCAGGGUAAUGGCAGUCUAGAUAGCAGGGCCAGACAGAGGAAACGCAAAAAGGUGAGUUUGAACGUUUUUAAUUUCUUUUCCCUUUUAUACCAGAGUUCAUUAUCAAAGUGACUCAUAAAAGGAGUCAUACGGGUCAUUUCAAGGACAGUACCAGACUUUGAGAUCGCAGAAGUUCUCCUCAGGGAGCUAAAUGGCUCUUGUGGUCCAGUGUUGUGUCCGUUACAACUAUGGCCUAUUUUCAGCGUCUUCAGCUUUUGCUUGACUUGUUUGGGGUGGUAUCGAAUACGAUCAGUGGGGUUUGUUUUUGUGGUUUGGAAAUGCACAGUGAAAGCAGUUCAUUAAAAUCUAGCAAUUAGAAACAUUCAGCACUGCAAGCCCUGCCCGGACUGGUACUGGACCUUUAAAAAGUACUUCCCUCAGAGCAAGAACUUUACAAGGGUUAGAUCAAUAACCUCAGAAACUGACUUCAUACCCUGAUCCCCGUUACUGAAACACAUAGAAGUUAAAAGGUCUCUAGUUCUCACGGAAAGCUCCUGCUGUUGAAGCAAAACCUACAGGGAGUCCCAGCACCAUCCCAUAAUACUGAUAUGUUUUUAAUCCUGUAAAGUGUACAGACAUCUUUAAGAUCAUGUCUUCAACCUGUCCAAGGCCUUUAUGAAACAGUCGCUGUAUUGAUUGUUUGAAUUUUCAGAUUUCAUUAUUUAGUCCAAAAUUUUCCAGGAUAAGAAAAACCUUUUCCAUAAUUUCCAAGAGUCCAAAGUGACUCCUAAAACUGAAAAACUAAGUAAAGAAAAGCAGCAGAACUCACACUGAAUAAGCUGCAUCCUGCAAAUGUUUGAUCAUCUGAUCCACUUUUCUGUCUUAAAAUAUUAACGGUUCUCAGGUUUUAUUACACAUUUGACAUUACAACAAAAAUACUUGAAAUCAGAUUUUUUCAAUUUUUUCUUUUUUAUUCAACUCCAACCAUAAAAAAUAUACUUGAACCUUGUUGCUUAUAAAUCAAGUGUAAAUGAGCAGUUUGUAUGUAGUAAAUGAUAAAUUGAUCAUGUGGUCAAUAUUUAAUCCCCAAUUUUCUGUCUUUUUAUUGCUAUCUCUUACAAAUGUACCAUGUGUUAAACAUUUAACAUGAGUUUGUUUUUUCUGUGUCAUAUUAAUAUUUUUAACAUAAUAAUAUAUUAAUAUUGGUGUUCUUGUUUCAGAGCUGUCCAGCUACAGUGGAGCCUCCUAGUGGAGCCAUCCAACCCUGUCACAUCAGAGAGGCUAUUAGAAGAUACAACUACAGGCACACGGUACGCACACGCACACACACACUCAGGAAAAAUGACAGUCAUGAAAAUGCGUCAUUCAGAAAUCGUUAGAUGUAUUUUUACUUUACUCAACUUAGAUCAUGUACAAAGAUGAUCUGUAAGAAGCUGAACAAAAGCUUUACUGGCUUCAAAGAGACUGUGAAGUUUUACCAGGAAACUGUUCAAUUUCCCUUUGAGCCAAAAUUGAUGGAAAAAACUAAUCCGUCAUCUGAAAAUUCUGGUUUUGUUUACUUGAUUUCACAGAAGAGUUACUUUAUCUCUCCAACAUGAAUGGACUUAUUUAAAGACAAAUGUUAAAACUAUUACCUUGGAGAGGGCAAGGAAGUUGGCUCGUUUAAAAAAGCUUGAACAUAAAAUAGGAAAGAGAGUCAUAAUCAAAAUUUUCAAGCUGUCUAAAGCUUUGUUUUUGAUACUGUGUCUUGAGGAAGAUUGUUGUUAAGUACAGCUAAAGGUCUGGCUGCUUCAGUGGCGUUUUGGGGGAAGUAGCAUACACAACUGUGUUGACAAAUUCCCAGUUUCAUGUUGAGAUUAAAUGUUUCCUCUGGGAGAAAGUCAGCCUUUAACAAAUCAAAUUCUUCUUUUCUCUUAGAGUGCAUACUGGAAAAAUGGAAUGACUUUCCUCACCUGCUGAAGAUGACAUCUAUCCUCUCAAGAACCUUCCCUGCUUAUAGUUUUUUUUUGGUCCUUUUUUGUAAUAAAGACUUUCUCAAGUUUUUUUGUCAAAAUUAAAUUCAUACCUUAUUGAAAAAUGA